Messenger RNA from Colletotrichum costaricense, 1485 nucleotides. RefSeq names its product succinate-semialdehyde dehydrogenase. Gene Ontology annotation, biological process: GABA catabolic process. NCBI's taxonomy places the organism in Eukaryota, Fungi, Ascomycota, Sordariomycetes, Glomerellales, Glomerellaceae. The record is from RefSeq and is a predicted model, not a curated record. The transcript has 3 exons. Gene Ontology annotation, molecular function: succinate-semialdehyde dehydrogenase (NAD+) activity. The coding region runs from base 1 to 1485 and encodes 494 amino acids.
AUGGCUACUCUGGGAAAUUCAAUCUUUCCGUGGCCUUUGAAGAACCAGUCCUUGGUUAUCUCCAAAGGUCUGGUUAAUGGCGAGUGGAGGGAAGGUCGCACUCGGUUUGAAGUUUACGAGCCUUCGACCGGCAAUGUGCUGGAUACUGUCUCCGGGUUCAACAAGGAAGAUGUCGUUGAAGCUAUUGAGUCUGCUUACACAGCAUUCCAGGCUUUCCGUCACACGACCGCCAAGGAACGCGCGAUGAUACUAUGGAAGUGGCAUGAUCUCAUACGCGCCAAUGCCGAUGACUUGGCAAAGUUGAUUUCCCUCGAGAACGGAAAGGCUCUUCCUGAUGCUGUCGCCGAAGUCAACGCGACCGCCGGCCUCGCUGCUUGGUUUGCUGAAGAAGCUGUGCGUUCUUACGGCGACGUGAUUCCUUCAUCCUUUCCAAACACGACUGUCAUGACCUUCAGGGAACCGGUUGGGGUCUGCGCCAUCGUCACUCCGUGGAACUUCCCCGCAAUGAUGGUAGCCCGUAAGAUUGCGCCGGCCUUUGCUGCUGGCUGCUCUGUUGUUAUCAAACCUCCCAGUGAGACGCCUUUCUCGGUCCUGGCUCUCGCCAAGCUUGCACUCGAUGCUGGCUUGCCGAGAAAAUUGCUUCACGUUCUACCUACCAAAGAUCGUAAUGCUGCAACCGAGCUUGCGAGACACCCACUAGUUGCCAAAUUGAGCUUCACAGGAUCCACACCAGUUGGAAUCAUGUUAACACAACUUGCUGCCGCAACUAUGAAGCGAGUGAGUAUGGAACUCGGCGGCAACGCACCUUUCAUCGUCUUCGAGGAUGCCGAUAUCGAUGUCGCUGUUCAAGCGGCUGUCGCUUGCAAAUUCCGUGCAUCUGGACAGGUCUGCGUGUCUGCCAACCGUCUAAUCGUCCAUGAGUCUGUCGUCGCCGAUUUUGCCACAAAAUUGACCGCAGCUGUGGCGAAAUUUCGUCUUGGGCGCGGAAUUGAUUCUGGUGUUACUCAUGGCCCACUUGUCAAUGCGGCCGCUGUUGCAAAGAUCGAUUCGCACGUCAAGGAUGCGCUUUCUAGAGGCGCUAAACUGUGGGUUGGCGGGAAGAGACCUGAGAACAUCAACAUGGGGUUCUUCUACGAGCCAACCGUCUUGACCAACGUCCCUCGAGAUGCGCUUGUGGCGCAUGAUGAGACCUUCGGUCCAUUGGGAGCCAUCAUCUCGUUCAAGACACAACAAGAAGCUCUUGACAUUGCUAACAACACAGAUCUUGGCCUAGCUGGGUACUUUUUCAGCAGAAACGUAGGGCGUGUACUAGAAGUUGCGAGAGCGCUUGAGGUCGGAAUGGUGGGCGUCAACACGGGCAUAAUGACAGCACCAGAGACACCCUUUGGUGGAGUUAAACUGAGUGGGCUCGGCAGAGAAGGAAGCAAACACGGCAUCAGCGAAUAUCAGAACAUCAAGAGCAUCACAAUUAGCCACAAUUUCUGA